Molecule: messenger RNA, 336 nt
Organism: Prorocentrum cordatum
Lineage: Eukaryota; Dinophyceae; Prorocentrales; Prorocentraceae
Source: the annotation of a GenBank genome assembly
GCGUCGGUGCUCGUCCAGCUGUCCGGCGUGCACCGCCUGGCCCAGAAGGGGCAGCCCGCCCUGGAGGCCGCCCAGGAGGCCCUCGACGUGGCUCUGCGGGCGGGCUCUGCGCAGGAGGUGGCGAUGUCGCUCGUGGCCUUCGCCGAGGCGCACGUCGUCCUGGGGAACGGCAAGGAGGCCGAGGAACUGGCGAAGCAGGCCGUGCCCCUCUUCCGGCAGCUGGGCGACGAGGCCUUUUUGUUUAUUUUUUUGGACGUGGUCGAGCAAAUCGCGAGCAGCGCCCGCAUCCUCCAGAGGACGGGACACCGCCUCAGACCUCGCCGACGGUGGAAGUAG